UUGCGUAAACUAUGACUAUCAGUUAUGUCGUAUCGCACAACAAAUAUUCAUACAUGAGACAUUUCUCUUAUCUUUAUUGACGCGUCUUGAAAACUUUUCCUAUACACAUCCUUCCUCUUUAAAACCUUCGAAGAGCACCGUCGAUCGUUUCCAUGACGAGAAAGAAACCGAUCGAGUGAGCAAAAGAAUCGUGCUCGAAAGAGAACAUGUUAGAAAGUAGAGGGAGAGGAGAGAAGAGGAGAGAGAGAGAGAGAGAGAGAGAGAGAGAGAGAAAGAGAGAGAAAGAGAGAGAGAGAGAGAGGUAACUGGAGGAAUAAAAAAGACAGAAAAAUAUAAAGGGAAGGGAGAGAGAGAGAGAGAGAGAGAGAGAGAGAGAGAGAGAGAGAAAAGAAAGAAAGAAAGAAAGAAAGAGAAACCUCAAAGAAAACUCGUGCACGAUCUUCCAACGAUCGAAACGUUCAACCGGUAUAUGGCAUUAUUGCUUUUUGGAAUGCCGUCGAUCGAUGCUUUUUUGUUGCAUAUAAGCUUCUUUAUAGCCAUUCUAUUUCCUCCGUUUUAAACGUUGAUUCGAGCGAGCGUUUAUGAAAAUACCGCUCACCGUUCCUAGAGACGUCCAACUCCACGAGGUUCUCAAAGUUCUGUAUGUCCGGCGGCAAACGACCAAUUUCAUUGUCACUGAGACCGAGCUUUCGAAGCCUCUGAAGACGGAAGAAGUUCUGAAAAAGAUAAGGAAACAUCGGUGUUAACGUAUUGACAUGGUAAGUCCGAUAAGAAGAAAAGAAACGUAUAGUAUGAUGACAACGCAUAGCAUCGUCUCCAGAAGAAUUACGUCGUAAGCGUUCCAUGUCUAUUGUAGCGCGACGGGAGGAGACGUCAUGGAGGCGGUAGGAGAAAAAGAGACGAAAGAGAAAAGAGGGGGAGAGGUGCGAAAGAGAAAGAGCGAAAGAAAGAAAGAAGCGAUAAAGUUGGCAUGCGGCGAGUUUAUAAUUACUUACCUUCGGCAGCUCGCGUAUGUGAUUUGCGUCGAGCAGAAGUUCCUCCAAACUCCUCGAGUAUCUCAGGAUAUCGUCGGGGACGCUCGGCAGAGAGCAAUGACGCUUGUCAACGUAUUCCACCUGCCUGUUACACCCUUUAAAAAUUGGAAUGUAGCGGAACAUCGUAUCCCUUUUUUCACUGUCGAUCACGUACGGGUGCGUCGAAGAAACGCGGAGCGAAACAAGCGGCACAACACACACUUUCACGCCCUACUCGGCUUUAAAACGCGCUCACUGCUUGUGCUUCCAAAUCUGACGUCAUCAUGUCCACGAAUCACAAAGCGCGUCGUUUUGCUUCAAACGUUAACGUCGAUUGUCGCGCCGCAGUUUGGAUAUUUUUCGAAUUAUAUCAAUAUGGCUACUUAUCCUUACUCCUUUAAGUGCUAUUACGAACAAGCCAUAUGGAUGUGUCUUAUGUUCUAUGUGAUUUCUCACUUACAAAAUUAAAUUAUCAGUGGCGAAAGAUAACGAUCUUAAGCGUAUCUAUGAUACAAAUGUAUAAUAUCAAAUGUGAACGCAGGUGUUUUUUAUAGUAACUAUAUAUAUAUAUGUGUCAAGCUAAAUCAUUGUCAGCCAAUAAGAAAAUAGAAUGGACCAUUGUUCUCUUCGGAUUAAAUAUUUGUUAUUUAAAAGAUAAUUGUUUUAUGAAGAAAAUUAAAAUUGGUGUCGGAUGAUUUCCCAUGAUAUAAUAAAAAAUAGAAAGUCGUACUCUAUAUGAGUAUUCUGAAAUGAUAAGUUUCAUUUCUGUUCUUUCUGUAGGAAAUAAAAUUCAUGAACUUUAUUAUUUUUAUGAUCAAGAAUUAAAUUUUUUUCUUAAUUUGCAUAACUGUAAAUAACUAAUCUAUGUUAUUACAUUCGUCGAGCAAAAUAAUUUAUUAAUAAUUUAUUUAUUCAAAAUAAACAAUAUGGAUGUAGAAAUUUUAUCAAAUUACUUGGAUACAUACCAUGGACGGGAUAAAAUUUUAAGAACUUUGUCAUAUAUAGCAAAAUUAACUACAGUGGCUACUACAUCUAAAAUAACGGAAGCAAAAUUGAAAACAUUUAGUAGUAAAAUGAGUGAAUGUAGAGUGAUUUUACGUUUAUUAGAUGACUUACCAAUAUUUUAUUAUGCAAGAAAAUAUGGAUGGGGAAAACAGGAAUCUGACUGGUUUAUUAGAAGUAUAGAACUGAUACAAAUCGCCGUGGAUAUGAUCUUUAGUCCUAUAGAACAUAUCUGUUGGGCUGGAGAGAAUCAAAUUGUCUCGCUUAAUUCUGCAAAAUGGGAUAAUAUUACUAUAUGGCUUUGGGUAGUGUCUCUCUAUCUUUCUUUAACAAAGUCAUUGAGAAAAAUAAGUCAAUUGAAAUUAAACAAAUUAAAAGGAAAUGAAAUGUGUGCAAACUCGAAUGAAACAGACAAAAGAAUUAAUCAUGUUAUUCAAGAAGAAUUAAUAACAUCCCUAUGCUUGAUAUUGGACAUAAUUUAUGCAGUCAGUUAUCUUCCAAGUGGAAUACUUUGGGGUGGAUUUUUAAAAACAUGGCAUAUUGGGGCACUCGGUACUAUAUCCUCUUGCAUUUCUCUUUACCGAGCAUUGCAUAAAAAAAUAAUGGAAAAAAAAAAGUUAUAAUUAUCAGAACAUUGAAAUAUAUCACAUGAUUAAUUGAUUAAUGAAUAAGUAAUAUCAUCACUAUUUUGUAAAUUUGUAUAAAAAUGUAUAAUAAAUUGUGCUAUAAUGAAAUUUAGAUAUGAAAACGUAUUUUUAAUAAACUAGAUAAUAAACUAGAA
Messenger RNA from Vespa velutina, 2796 nucleotides. It is a transcript of the gene Pex11c, whose product is annotated as peroxisomal membrane protein 11C. Lineage: Eukaryota; Metazoa; Arthropoda; Insecta; Hymenoptera; Vespidae. The record is from RefSeq and is a predicted model, not a curated record. The transcript is spliced from 6 exons. Bases 1940 to 2638 code for a protein of 232 amino acids. Gene Ontology annotation, biological process: peroxisome fission. Gene Ontology annotation, cellular component: peroxisomal membrane.